Archocentrus centrarchus (flier cichlid) is the source of this 1702-nucleotide messenger RNA. RefSeq names its product chloride intracellular channel 5a (gene clic5a). Lineage: Eukaryota; Metazoa; Chordata; Actinopteri; Cichliformes; Cichlidae. The record is from RefSeq and is a predicted model, not a curated record. The transcript has 6 exons. Bases 1 to 1197 code for a protein of 398 amino acids.
AUGAAUCUUUCUGAGGAGAAUGUGUAUGAUACUCUGGUAGAGUCGACCUACCAGAACCAGUCGUCAGGUGAAUACGAGCUGCCCUACGAGGCUGCAUAUGAAGAUCUCUCGCAUCUGACUCCGGAGUACGAAAACGCCGAAGUGGCCCCAAGAAGAAUACCGGAUCCUCCUUCAAUCCCCGCGCCUGAAGCACCCUCAGAGGAGAGGCGAGGAAGUUCGUCCUCUUCCUCGUCCUCGUCCUCCUCGUCUUCCUCGUCUUCUUCUUCUUCACAUGACAAAAAUGAGGAGAAAGAGGAGGAGGAGAAAAAGGAGGAGGAAGAAGAGGGGAAGAUAGAGGCAGAGGUGUUGAAUGAGUUGAAUUGGGAGAUGGGGUCUCUAGAGGCGGCGGUGGACGAAUCACGCAGAUCCUCAUCUUCAUCAUCAUCCUCAUCAGCCUCUGAGAUGAAGGGAGAAGAAGAGAACCAGAGAAUUGAGAAGAAGCCAGAGCCUGACAAAGAUGGACCACAGGUCACACUUUUUGUUAAGGCUGGAAGUGAUGGCGAGAGCAUUGGAAACUGUCCAUUCUCCCAGCGCCUCUUCAUGAUCCUGUGGCUCAAAGGUGUCGUCUUCAAUGUCACCACUGUCGACCUAAAGAGAAAACCGGCUGAUCUUCACAACCUGGCCCCAGGGACACACCCACCCUUCCUCACUUUCCAAGGGGAGGUUCUCACUGAUGUCAACAAAAUAGAGGAGUUCCUGGAGGCAAUGCUGGUGCCACCAAAGUACCCCAAACUUGCAGCAAAGAAUCGCGAAUCCAACAUAGCAGGAAACGACAUAUUUGCCAGAUUCUCAGCUUAUGUCAAAAACACAAGACCAGAUAAAAAUCGAGCCUUAGAAGCCACUUUAAACAAGGCCCUGGCUAAGCUGGACGAGUACCUGAUCAGUCCUCUCCCUGAUGAGGUGGACGAUGGAGAAUCCACUCGCAAAUACCUGGACGGAGAUGAACUUACGCUUGCUGAUUGCAACCUUCUACCAAAGCUUCAUGUCAUGAAGGUGGUCGCAAAGAAAUACAGAAACUAUGAAAUCCCGUCUGAGUUCAGAGGUUUGUGGCGUUACCUUCACAAUGCUUGCCGACGGGAUGAGUUCACAAACACCUGCGCAGCUGAUGUGGAAAUCGAGUUGGCCUAUAAGGAUGUAGCCAAGAGGCUGGGGAAAUGAAUGCAUUCAAGCACUCAAGAACCUUGUUUGUUAAAAAAUAUCCAGUAAAUCAGUUUUUAAAAAAAAAAAAAAAAAACAGUAUAUACACUUUUGGCACAGGAUGUGUCAUUUUUAACAGUAAUAUACUAAAUAUGGCUAACUGUAGCACACUGGCACGAUGCUUCAGAGACGGUGCUAAAAAAUCAUGAAUCAUUUUGCUUAAAGUGCUGUGAAGCAGCGGAGGUCUGAUCCUUUUCUUAAACAAGAACAUCAGUGACUGAUGAACUGACAGUAGUUGAACUUAGUAAAACCACUUAGGGAGUGUAGUUCAAACUACACUGUAACAUAUUGAUCAAACUGACAAUGUACAAAUAGUAAAAAAAAAAAAAAAAGCAAACAAGCAACAACAUUCCGUUAGGUUUAGUGCAAAAAUCCCCUCUUGUUCACAGGUCAUGCAAAGAUGACGCACCCAACUGUUCAUGCCAGCUGUGCUUUAUAGAGACUAGAGUCCUGUGGUUGUAUUGCA